CAAGAAGUUCUCUUCCAUUGACCCAGAUCAUUGAUCAAGCUUGUCAAGAGGCUGAAGCUUACAAGGAUGCUGGAGUUGAUGGCUUGAUAGUAGAAAACAUGCAUGAUCUUCCUUACACGGUGUGUCCUGGGCCUGAAGUAACUGCAGCAAUGACAGUCAUUAGUGCUGCAGUGAGACAAACCUGUCCCCAUCUCGCGCUGGGUGUCCAGAUCCUGUGUGCUGCAAAUCAACAGGCGAUAGCAGUUGCUCUUGCUGCAGGUCUUGAUUUUAUCCGGGCUGAAGGGUUUGUGUUUUCUCAUGUUGCUGAUGAAGGGAUUAUAAAUGCCUGUGCAGGUAACCUGCUACGAUACAGAAAACAAGUUGGAGCAGAGAACAUUCAGAUUUUUGCUGAUAUUAAAAAGAAACAUAGUGCUCACACUCUGACGGCAGAUGUCAGCGUGGCCGAGACCGCUUCGGCUGCUGAGCUCUUCCUGGCUGAUGGGGUUGUACUGACUGGCACGGCUACCGGAUUGCCUGCAGAUCCUCAGGAGCUGAAAGAGGUUAAACAUGCUGUGAAGAUUCCUGUGCUGAUUGGGUCUGGAGUGACUCUGGAGAAUGUGAGGAAUUACUUGGAUGCAAACGCUCUAAUAAUUGCAAGCUCCUACAGCUUUGUACCUCUCCAGACUAGUAUUAGUGAUGUUAAAAACUGCCAGGUUCCUUCCAAUACACAAGCUGUAAUUAUGGAAACCUUUCUACCAAAGCUGACAGGAUCUUAA
Pygoscelis adeliae (Adelie penguin) is the source of this 755-nucleotide messenger RNA. RefSeq lists its product as uncharacterized. NCBI's taxonomy places the organism in Eukaryota, Metazoa, Chordata, Aves, Sphenisciformes, Spheniscidae. The record is from RefSeq and is a predicted model, not a curated record. The coding region runs from base 99 to 755 and encodes 218 amino acids. The transcript is spliced from 7 exons.